This is a messenger RNA of Trematosphaeria pertusa, 615 nucleotides long. RefSeq lists its product as uncharacterized. Bases 1 to 615 code for a protein of 204 amino acids. Lineage: Eukaryota; Fungi; Ascomycota; Dothideomycetes; Pleosporales; Trematosphaeriaceae. The record is from RefSeq and is a predicted model, not a curated record. The transcript is spliced from 2 exons.
AUGUCUCCCAACUGGUUCUGGAGCUCGAGCUCCUCUCGUAGCCCUCCAACACCGCAUGCCUUCAUUGGUGAAACAAACGGCCAACGGAGUCUCCGUCCGGUCUUCAUCUUCGCUCGGAGACUCUCUGGCUCCGGAGGCUCCAUCAUGAGUAAAUUGUUUAACCGAACACCUAUUCCCAAAUGGUUUGAGGAGAUGACCCAAAUUCCGUCCGCCUUCUGGUCUGGUCACUGGGGCGUUGUCGUCGGACCUUAUCUCUAUGAGAUGAAACCCAUCAAGUCGAAUCGAGGAGACGUUCUGCAAUUCUUUCGGGGUUCGUUUGAACAAGAUACCCUGUGGUUUCCGGAUAUUGGUUACACAGGAGUGUUCUACACCGAUCUCACAGACGAAGAGAUCAAUACCAAUGCUCUUUAUGCGCAUGACGAUAUGAGAGCUGAGUCGGUCAGGUACGACUUGACGCGCCAUAACUGUCAGCAUUUCGUGCUGGCGCUAUUAGACCGGCUCCAACGACACUCGCAAAUGCAAAAGGCAGCGAUAGCGCAAUUUGCCGCCCAGAUGCAGCCACUUCCUCCAUUUCAACAGCCCAUGGCUACCCUUCAGCAGCCUAUUGUGCUCUAG